UGUUAGCUUAGUGUGCUAGUUAGCUACCCAACUAGCGGGACAAAAACACUAUGCUCCUUUUGGUUUUUUUUCCCUUUUUGUGUUGAUAAGAAAUAUUCAGUAAAAUACUAUUAUCGGGUUUACUCAGAGUCAUGUUUAUAACCGACUGACUGGGCAUUGGAAGGAAUUUAACGUUAGCAUUACGUUAAGUUAGCUUAGCGUUAAGUUAGCUUGUUUUGUUGUGUGUGCUGACUAAGGUAGCAAUGGACCGGCACAGACACCAACACCGCCAGUCAGCACACAAAAGAGAGAGAGAUGGCAAUGGAAAACAACACUGUGAGAAUAAAUACUACAGACCAAACACCCACCAGUAUCAGUCUGUGCCAACUGCUGUGCAAAACCCACUCAGCUCUCGGUGUUUGAGCACCAGAAGGGAGCUGUAUGAAAGAGACUUUCCAGUGUACAAACAGCCUGUCGAAGUCGGAUGUUUUUCCCUGGACUCUGAGCGCAGAUUCUUCAAUGACAGACGGCAAAUGAGAUACUAUGUGGAACCUGACAGAAAUCCUGAUUUUGACCUGAAGGAUGGAUACAAGGACCGCUAUAUAAAGAGAGAUGAAUGUGUGAAGGAAAAGCUGGACCACAUCCUACGCUGGAUCUUGGCCAACAGAUCGAAGCUCAACUCAAAGGUCACCACGGCCUCAUCAUGUCCUCUAGAUGUCGACUUUGUGACAUGGCGUGGCCAUCUAACCAAGCUGUUGACCACUCCAUACGAGACACGGGAGGGCUGGUUGCUGGCGGUUACCAAGUUCAGGGGCACGAUUUACAUCAGUGAAGUGGAAACAGAAGCUGCUCGCAGGGAUCAAGAGAAUCGCACCGAGAGACAUGAAGAGAUGAUGUACUGGGGAUACAAGUUUGAGCAAUACACAUGUGCAGACAGCGUCGACACUCGACCUGACACAGGUGGCGUAGUUAACACUAACGAGGCCUUUUGCACUGUUGUGCAAACGCGGCUCACAGAUCACAGACUCCUGUUCUCCGGUGAGGUGGACUGCCGGGACAAGGAUCCCAACGCUCCCGCUCCUCCCGCGUGCUACGUCGAGCUCAAGACCUCUGCAGAGAUCUGCACCCCCAAACAGCGCAGCACCUUCCACAGGUUCAAACUGCUGAAGUGGUGGGCCCAGUCUUUUCUCCCAGGAGUACCCCGUGUUGUGGCAGGUUUUCGGGAUCAUGAAGGAGUGGUUCACACCGUGGACACUUUUCCCAUCUCAAAGAUCUCACAUCUGAUCAAGAAUGAGCACAACUGCUGGAGGCCGACAGUGUGUAUGAACUUCUGCUGUGAGUUUCUGUCUUUUGUGAAGCGCACCGCGACUGAAGACAAUCCAAGUGUGGUGUACCUGUUCUCCUGGGAGCCGCACAGAGACGUGACGUACUCCGUCCACAGGGACUCCCAGUAUUCCUUCCUGCGACACUGGUAUGUAGAGGAGAUGACCAGUGCUCAGGUAUCACACAGUCAGUCCUAAUUUACAACCAAGAAAUGCUCAACUUGGGCUGUUACUUGAGAACUCCAAUGGAGGAUUAUUUACCAAAAUAUGUUGGCAUUUUAUAUGUUUACAGUUUUUACAGUCUCAACUGUUUUUGUGUCACUCAUCACCGCCACAUGAUCCUCUGAUAUUUGUUCAUUUAUUUAAGCAAAAUGAGUUGCACCAUGGUCUUUUCAUCUUGCAUGUGAUGAAUUUACAUAAAACAGCAGUUAAACACUGAUGUCAGUAUUUUUUUCUCAAAUUUUAUUAUGUUAUAAUAAUAAUAAUUUAAACCCCAAACAGUGGUGUGUUAAUUGAAACAAAUUAGAAAGCCACAUGUUUAAAAACGUUUUGAUGUGAAUAAAUGAAGAUGACUUCAAGUAAGUAUUGUGUCCACAGAAAAGUAACUUUUUUUGUAAACUGUUGAGUUCAGAACAUUAGCAGUAGUCAUUUAAUUAUGUCCUUAAUAACAAUUCAUCUAAAAGGAAUGCACAUAAUAAAUAAUUAUUACAUUACAGCAAUGUUUUUUCUUAUAAAACAAGCUUUCAUUAUGGAAAAAACAGAACAAUAAUGAAUAUACACGCCAUAGUCCAUUAACUAUUGUGUCAUUGUCUUUGUUAUUGUUUUAGUGACACAUUCACCAGCUUUCAGCUCCUUAACUAUUAAAUAAGGCUUAUUUUAUCCUGAGUUAGUAAAAAUUUCUCUGCUCAGAGCCGUGUUAACAUUUAUAAUAAUAAACUUUAUGUAUAUAGCCUUUAUUCUAGGCAUGGGGGCAUACAAACUAAACUAGAAUAAUAAAAUCAAUUGCUUUUCUGUCCACUAGAAACAUUUUGCAGCAAUAACAAUGAAGUGAGAUUACAGAAAUUACAGAAAACUUGAUCUGAUUAGAUAAAAAAGUUUUCGUUUGGGGAUGUAAUUUGUAGUUAAAAAAAGGUUAUGAAUUGCUAUGAUAAAAAAAAAAAUCCUAAUAAUAUUGUACCUACUUGACAUUUAUUGGCUCACUCUUUCCUGUCCUUCUUCCAUAAGCACCUUUAGGUUCCCUCGAUAUUAAAAACCUACAUUUGCCCACCGCUCAAUAAAAACAUUAAAGUAGAACUUUGAUAAAAAUUUAAAGACAUUUAAACCAUGAAUUCAUGCAGAAAAGGCACAAAUUGGUGCAUAAAGUAUGACCAGAAUGCAGGAUUAAGUGUUUGAUGCUCAAAAUUUUCUGCCAUCGUUUCAUAAACGCCACCCCCCCCACAAAAAAAAUAUUGAAACGUAAUUGAGGCCCUUGGCAGCAGGCAGAUCAUUCGCCCAUACUCACAUACAUGGUGUACCUGAGAAGAGCAGGUGUGUGAGACGCCAAAAGGUCUGAAACAUAAUAGUGGAGGAGCUCAUCUGAUAAAUAAUGUCAUUUCUAGUUUUGUUAAAUUGACAGUAAACUUAUGACAUGCAACUUGGGUACACACUGAUUAACACAACAAACAAUUAAAAGGAUCUUAUAAAUGUGAGGUUACAAAACAGCGCCUCUUGUAAUGAGAAAACUCAUGUUAACAGAUUAAACGACCAGUUAAACACAAACCAAACAGAUGAAUCGACUUUGAAACUGGGUUUAAGGUGAAAGGCAGCAGAAACUCCCAUUCAGUAAAUCAGAAAAAAGAAAAAAGAGCAGCAUGAUAAACAAAUACUGUAAAUUUACUGCAAAACCCUAAAUAAACAAAACUACUAACAGGACACUGAGACAAAAAUGUUCAUACUGACCGGUACAAUCGUGAAGACAGGAGACACAGAUAUUGACAUCAGCUCAUAGUACAGUUUUUCAGAUAUAAUUAAUAGGCACUUAACACCUACCGCAGCGUUUGUACACAUGUACUCUUAAAUUGUAAUAGAUACCAAUUCCCAUUUAUAUUUAAGUCAUUUUUACUUAAUAUAUUACAAUUGUUCAAAUUAAAACCUAUGAGCUGGAAAGAGUCUAUAAAUAUGAAUGGGAGCUCUUCUCCCUUUCACCGUUAUUGUUACUACUGCUAAUGUGUGUGUAAUAAUGCCAUCUUAAAUCAACACAUUUUUAAAAAAAAAAUCACAUUAAUCUGGCAAAAAAUGAGAUUUCUAUCAAACUCUGUUAAGUGCACAGUUAUAAGACAGUGUGUGAAAAAUGGUCCGGUAGCUUAAAUCAAGGCAUGAAUAAAUAGGUAGCUCGUCUUAUUGAUAUUAUCAUUUGCUAUGCUAAUGUUGAAGGAAAAGUUCCACAAUUUGGGAAAAAAAGGGUGUUCGCUUUCUCGCUGAGAUUUUGAUAUAAAGAUACCACUAAUGAGAGAAGUAUGAAUCUUCUUGUUUUGCUCUUUGCAAGAAAGCAAAUAAGCAUUUAAUGUCAUGUGAUGUCAACUUUUCCCUCACAAAUACUGUGAUGUGUUUUAGUUUUUAAAAUCUCAGCUGGUAAGAUCACUAACAACCAUCCAUCAGAGAUUCACCAGCAGAGAAAACCAAGAUCAGUCUGCACCAAUGUAACCAGUUAAAGACCCAGUGAAAUGAAAAAUACAUUUCCCAAGUUUAAAUCCUGUGUCCCCGCAUUAAUUGGUCAUUUAUC
Molecule: messenger RNA, 4062 nt
Organism: Plectropomus leopardus (leopard coralgrouper)
Lineage: Eukaryota; Metazoa; Chordata; Actinopteri; Perciformes; Serranidae
Gene: dxo
Product: decapping exoribonuclease
Biological process (GO): nuclear-transcribed mRNA catabolic process; NAD-cap decapping
Cellular component (GO): nucleus; cytosol
Molecular function (GO): mRNA 5'-diphosphatase activity
Source: RefSeq, a predicted model, not a curated record